Kwoniella shivajii is the source of this 2097-nucleotide messenger RNA. RefSeq lists its product as uncharacterized. The coding region runs from base 1 to 2097 and encodes 698 amino acids. The transcript is spliced from 5 exons. NCBI's taxonomy places the organism in Eukaryota, Fungi, Basidiomycota, Tremellomycetes, Tremellales, Cryptococcaceae. The record is from RefSeq and is a predicted model, not a curated record.
AUGCCACCUAUCACCACUCCAGCCCCGCAUAGAGCGGCAGCACCAUCACCGUAUUCGAGACAGAGUAGGACCCAUUCUCUCACUCGUAGAUCCUCCGACACGCGUAAGGAUAAAGCUUUGGAAGGUGUUCUACCUGGUAAAUCAGGCUCAAUCCAGCUUCAAGCUCAAAAUCCACCUCAACAAGGCAAGAAAAAGAAAGAGAAGAAGAAAAACAAGAAACGAUCUUCUUCGUCCUUGAACUUUCAAAUCAAACCUUCUGCAGCUGAACUACUCUCUUCCAUCACCCCUAAAGAAGAUAAUGACGAUGGAGAUCAAGAGGAAGAAGCACAACAACAAAUGAAGGGAACAUCAUCUAAAGCAUUGGACCAUCUCAUGAAUUUACGCAAACCCCCUUCUCCAUCCCCAGAAUCCGAACAUGCUGAAGACAUACAAAUGACUCCUGAGAAACCACUUAAUGAUAACAAGAUCGACACACCUACUUCAUCUCGUACUGCGUCCGCCGGAUCACCUAUCGUCAAGAAAGGGGAUACUAAGAGUCAAAAGAAGAGAGAGAGAAGACUCAAGCUCGUUGCUGAACAACAAGCUAUAAACAAGAGAUCGAAGCUGGAUAACUGUGUGACUCAAGAAGAUGUCUCGAACAAAGCUCAACCGACCAAGAUGGAAUCAGAUGAGGUAGUUGCACGAAGAGCCGAGAUGGAGUCGGCAGCUAAAGUGAAAGUUGAAGAGGAAAGAAAACGCAGAUCGGAUCAGGAAUUAGCUAGAAUUAGAGAAGAAAGAAGAAAACAUAAGGAGCUGGAGGAUCGUGCUGAGAGCGCUGAGAAAGAGCUUCAAACCUUCAAACUGAAAGUCGAAGAAGAAAGGGUCGCUACAGAGAAGAAGUUGAAAGAGGAUGAAAGUUCAUUACUCAAAUUGCAAAAGGAGAUUCAGGACGGAAAAGAGGUUAAGGAUGCUCAAGCAGCUCUCAUCACUAAUCACGAUAACAUCAAGAAAGCGAUUGUGCAUGCUUUAGAAUGUGGAAUCUGCUUGAAUACAAUAGAUGAUCCUCAUAUUCUCUCGUGUGGUCAUGUAGCCUGCAAGUCCUGUCUCGUUGAUUGGUUCCGGACACCUACCGCCCUUCUACAUGAAUAUCAUCAACCCAUUACCGAAGAAACCGACCUAUCCUAUCGAGCGAAAGUAUGUCAUGUGUGUCGGGCGACUGUACUUCGUAAACCUGCUCGAGCGUUUUUCCUUCGAGCUAUUCUCGAACCUCUCGGGUUGUACGAACAUAAACCCCCACCCACUUCCCAGGAUCCAGACCUAUGGACAAAAAUAUUCCCGUUAGAAGCGAAGACAUAUCGGCUUUAUGACUCGGAAGAUCAUGCUCAUAGGUGUCCUGGUUGUUUAGGUGAGAUCGUCGAUGGCAUAUGUGAAGGGUGUGAUCUGGAAUUCAGUGAUCAUACUAGUGAUGGCGAAGAAGGUGAAGAACUUUCCGAAGAGGAAGAGUUUGGAAGUGUACUUGGAGAUGGAGAAAUCGUCAGAUUGAAUUCUAGCUCGCCAGUCGGAGCUGAAAUGUUCCUGGAUGAUGAAGCGGAAGUAGAUGAAUCGUCAAAUGAUGAGAGUGAAGCGGAAGAAAUUCGAAGACGGCGACGGAGAGCAGAUAGAGAUGCAGCUGAAAGAAGACGAAGAAGGGUCGAAGGAUCACCAAUCGAUAGUCAAGGAUCAGUUGCGAGAAAUCGAGCUUCGCCUGAAACAGGACUUCAGAAUGUGCUGAAUUUCCUCACUGGACCGGCUUUUGGAGGUGAAGAUGACGAUUCUGAAUCUGAGGUAUCGGAGAGAGAAUUAGGCUCAGAAGAUGAAUACGGUGGAUCGUUCAUUGACGAUGAAUUAGAUGAGAAUGAGAAUAUGGACGAUGGGGACUUACUGAUGGAGAAUGGAGGUUCUCCCAGAUCAAGAUCACCUUCUGCGUUAUCAUCUGAAGCUGAUGUCACCCCACCUCGUGUAAGAAGAAGAGUCAGUCCUCCUUCUGCAAGCGAAGACGAAGAUGAACAACCCGUUUUCAUUGGAACAAGGAGAAGACCAGCUCCAAUUAUCCUGUCAGACUUGUCAGAUGAUGAUUGA